CUAACUAGCUAAAACAUGAUUAUGUGAUCUGCCAACUAGCCAAUGCCUUUGUUGGUUCAUGGACCAUACUAGUGUGAAGCUACCAAACUAACCAUUCUAGCUAGUGUUGUUAGCUAGCUUAUUUUAACGAAAUACCCAUGCUACUAGCUGGUGUUGGCUAAAUAACAAUGCUAGGUUAACUGGCAAAAUCUCAAUUCUAUGUUAGCUAGCGUUAGCUAGCUAAUGAUUGCUAAAUGACCACACUAGUGUUAUCUAGCUAGCUAACUAGCUAAAGAAUGUAAUAUGAUUUGCUAACUUGUGACGCUUGUGUUGGUUAAAUAACCAUACUAGUGUGAAGCUGUCAAACUUAACAGGCUACCUAGUGUUGUUAGCUGACUAACCAUUCUAGUAUUAGCUAAAUAUCUAUGCUAGUGUUACCUAGCCCUUAAAUAACCAUGCUACAAUCUAGAGUUGGCUGAAUAUCAAUGCUAGGUUGGUUGCUAAAUGACAAUGCUAGGUUAGCUGGCUUAAUGACAAUGCUAGGUUAGCUAGCUAGCUAAAUAACCGUGCUAGUGUUACCUUACUAACGUAGCUAGCCUAAUAUCCAUAAUCAUGUAAUUUAGUUAAAUAACCAUCCUAGUGUGGUUUGCUAAUUACCCAUGCUGUUAUCUAGCUAGCCAAGUAACCAUGCUACAAAGGCCCUAUGUUUUAAAGGAUUUCAGUGUUUUAUUAAACAAAUGUUGGGUUUGUGACACUAGAGCAUGUGAGAAGCUGAAGUCAGCAUGCUGCAGAUGACACUCUUCCAUAAAUAACAACAGCAACGUUUAUUUAUAUUAUUGAACCAGAAUGAAAUAAUUACGUAUUAGUCACAAGGUAGCAAGACAAAGUGUGUCACAAAGUAACUUCUAAAAGCUUAACAAGAAAUAUGUAAGAAUUUCUUGUAGAUUAGCUGAAUUGCAGUAAUAACCAAAUAACAUCUUUAAAGGUUCCCAUAUGGAGAUAUGAGUGGCAUUGCAAGAAGCAGUGAAAUCUGCAGAAUCUGUGCCGAAAAAGGGUAUAAACACGACCACCACAGUGCCAGCCUGUGACCUAGUAACGUUAAGCUGUGUGAAGCCUCAGACGAAAUGACCCAUUUCUGUGACCCACCACAGUGUCUGAGAGUGUGUGUAGUGGCCACUCUCGAUUUGUGCUGCCCAAUGUGCCAGCCUGGCAUCAGAGCUCUGCGCGUACAUUUGGUCAUGCCGUUUUACCUGGGUGGCCGGAGGAAGUCUGUGGACAGGGAGGCGGAAACUUUCAAGGAGAAGGGAAAUGCCUUUUACGUUAAGAAAGACUACUCAGAAGCCUUCAAUUACUACACAAAGGCCAUUGAUGCGAGCCCUAAGAAUGCCAGUUAUUACGGUAACCGCGCUGCCACCCUGAUGAUGCUGAGCCGUUUUCGGGAGGCGCUGGAGGACUCCCAGCAGGCUGUGCGACUUGACGAAUGCUUCACGAAAGGCCAUCUAAGAGAAGGAAAGUGCCAUCUGUCGUUAGGAAAUGCCAUGGCUGCCAGCCGCUGCUUUCAGAAGGUCCUGGAAUUGGAUCCCACCAACACUCAGGCCUUACAGGAGCAUAAGAAUGCAGCAGCUCUGUUGGAGUACGAGAAAAUGGCUGAGUUUGGAUUUGAGAAGAGGGAUUUCAGAAAGGUGGUUUUUUGCAUGGACCGGGCGCUGGAGUUUGCUGGAGCCUGUCAUAAAUUCAAAAUCAUGAAGGCAGAGUGUUUGGCUUUGCUGGGAAGAUACCCUGAAGCCCAGUCUGUUGCCAGUGAUAUCCUCAGAAUGGACUCCACUAAUGCUGAUGCCCUCUAUGUGCGAGGUCUGUGCCUUUAUUACGAGGACUGCAUUGAGAAGGCCGUUCAGUUUUUCAUCCAGGCCCUGCGCAUGGCACCCGAUCACGAGAAAGCUCGAUUAGCCUGCAGAAAUGCUAAAGCUCUGAAGGCGAAGAAAGAAGAGGGUAAUAAUGCCUUUAAGGAUCGUGAUUAUGAUGCUGCAUAUCAGCUGUACUCAGAGGCCCUGACCAUCGACCCAAACAACAUCAAAACAAACGCCAAGCUCUACUGCAACAGAGCCACAGCCGGAGUCAAGCUAAAUAAACGGGAGCAGGCCAUUGAGGACUGCAGCAGUGCCAUCAAACUAGACGAGAGCUACAUUAAAGCAUAUCUGAGGAGAGCUCAGUGCUAUAUGGACAUGGAGCAGUAUGAGGAAGCUGUUCGGGACUACGAGAAAGUCUACCAUACAGAAAAGACGAAAGAACAUAAAACUCUGUUGAAGACCGCUCAGUUAGAACUAAAGAAAAGCAAAAGAAAAGACUACUAUAAGGUCCUCGGAGUCAACAAGGCUGCAACAGAGGAUGAGAUAAAGAAAGCGUACCGGAAACGAGCCCUCAUGCACCACCCAGAUCGGCACAGUGGAGCGAGUGCUGAGGUGCAGAAGGAGGAGGAGAAAAAGUUUAAGGAAGUGGGCGAGGCCUUCACCGUGCUCUCCGACCCCAAGAAGAAAUCUCGCUACGACAGCGGCCAAGACCUGGAAGACGAUAUGGGGAUGGGAGAUUUCGAUGCCAACAACAUCUUCAAGGCCUUCUUUGGUGGACCUCAGAACUUCAGCUUUGAAUCAAAUUCUGCACCUGGAAAUUUCUUUUUCCAGUUUGGCUAAAGCGGAAAACUCCUGUUUGAGUCCAUCAGCUCAGGAACCAGAUGGAAGUUUUUUUUUUUGUUUAAGGUGUUUGUUUUUUUUAUAUAAAGAACUCUGCUCCAGUUUUCCCAGCAUUUUUACUAAAAAAAAUGAUUCAUUACAUCACUCACUCACCCAUUACCCAGAGUUCACCUAAACCUCUCUCUCUCGUCCUCUGCAGGCCUACAGUAACUGUUUUCACUUGUCUGAUCAUUUACUGGCCUGUUGGAAGAAGCUUGAAAAUACUUUUGUUUGUUUGUUUGUUUUUUUAACAAAAAUGAAAAAGAAUAAAAAUAAAUAGAAUGUAAGAUUAGGUAUGGAUGAAUUUAGAAAAGGUGAGGGAGGUAAAGAUGCUCUCUCUCUCUAUCUCUCUCUCUCUCUCUCUCUCUCUCUCUCUCUCUCUCUCUUUCUCUGAGCCACAUGGACGAGUUGUCAAAGGUGAACAGCAGCAGCAGCAGAUGGACGUUUCAGGCUUGUGUUUUUGCGCAGUGUAAAUAUGAACACUUUUUUUUUUAUUAAAAUGGAAAUGCUUCAGCUGUUUUCAGCCUAAUCUCUGUUAUAUUGAUUACUAUGGACAGAAACUCUUUUUGGAGAUUUGUUCAUCAUAUUAAUUAUUCAUGUAGUAUUGCCCAGGAAAUUUGACCAAUUUUAUUAAAGAACAGAUUCACUGAGAAAAUCUGCAAUAUCAAAAAAUAAUUACAUUCUAUAUUAUAUUAUAAGGACAUAAAUAUUGAUUAUGUGUAUUAAAUUAAAUUUAAUGUACAAUAAAUUGCCAUUUUUUUAAAGAUUCUUUUUUAUUUUUAUAUGAUAAGUCUUGGUCUUGUUUCAAUACUAAAAGUUUUGACUCAGACUUAUCUUAUAAAAUAAAGCCGUUGUUAAGCUUUUUAAGAUCUGUACUGAUAAAACUCAGCCUCUUUUGUCUGUUAUAUGCAUAUUUUGAGUUUUUAAUGCAUCACUGUCCCUAGUAAUAGAGAUUGGGUUGAAAAACGCUGGAUUAUUCUUUAAAACCACCUCCGCUGUCCUCUCUGCUACCAAAGCUGUCCGCACUCAGGGCUCCUCUGGGCUACGUUGUGGCCAUGCGGUUCAUAACCCCUGUACAUAAUAGAUUAUACAUAUGUAUACGCGAUGUGUAUAACAUCAGUUUUAAUAUGUAGUACAAGUUAGUGUAACCCACUGGUGCUACUUUUGACCACACAGACUAUUGUUGUGUCCAGUGUGUCUAAAACGGCUCGUGAUUAAAAACAGGACUUGAUUCCGUGUUUUAGAUCAUAAGGAACCCUGUAACUGUGGGCGUUUCCGGUCCAUUGUGGUGCACUCCUGUCUUUUUUUUUGGGUAACGUUAAAGAAAUUGGUCAGUUAAAGUUAUGCUAAUGUUGCCAACGUUGAAUAAAAGUCAGUAGCAACUAAUUAUAGCAUAACAUUUAUGAACUCAUGCUAAUGCUAAUGCUAAUGACUUUUAUUCUCCAAACAAAAUGUUAGCGUAUCUAUAAACCGCCCCGGAUGCACACACGCGCUCAUGGACAUGGACGGGGUCUCUCUCUUCCUCCUGUGUGGCUUUAUUGGUUCAUUUUACUGGAAUGUAAAGUUUUGCUCGUGUUCAUAAUGGAUUAUCUUUUAAUCUAUUCUAGUUUUUGGUCGUAUGUUUGUAUUUAUUGUACAGUGAUACGGAAAGCUACAGCUAGCAGCUAGUCUCCCACGUUUUAUAAACCUCAGAACACACGAAAAGGAGGAAUAAGUGUUAUGCAAUUUGUCAUUAGUAUUUUUUUCUUUUUAAAUAAAAACAUUUCGGCCACUAUGCAGUAAACUAAACUGGGCAUGCUGCAGCGAUAGAAGUCUGAUAAAUCAGGUUUUUAUUUUCCUGUACAUUGUCAAAAACUGAAAAUGCUCACAAUUUGUAAAGUCAAAAUUGCCAAUAAACUGUAAAAGCUCA
Molecule: messenger RNA, 4614 nt
Organism: Astyanax mexicanus (Mexican tetra)
Lineage: Eukaryota; Metazoa; Chordata; Actinopteri; Characiformes; Acestrorhamphidae
Product: dnaJ homolog subfamily C member 7
Exons: 14
Coding region: 1104-2666 (520 amino acids)
Molecular function (GO): protein binding
Source: RefSeq, a predicted model, not a curated record